Lingula anatina is the source of this 3582-nucleotide messenger RNA. Its product is annotated as transient receptor potential cation channel subfamily V member 6. The record is from RefSeq and is a predicted model, not a curated record. Gene Ontology annotation, cellular component: plasma membrane. Gene Ontology annotation, molecular function: protein binding; calcium channel activity. NCBI's taxonomy places the organism in Eukaryota, Metazoa, Brachiopoda, Lingulata, Lingulida, Lingulidae. Gene Ontology annotation, biological process: calcium ion import across plasma membrane.
CGAAGGAAAAUUAAAUUAAAUUGAGCUAAAUAUAGACAUCUUUAAGCUCCCAGUGGUGAAGUUUAGACCAAGUGCAAUAUGGCUGGACAAGAACUUCCUCUCGUUACGCAAGUUGCAGAGUUUCAAGACAUGGGGGAAAUUAACAAUGGCUUUGAUGACACAGACUUUCACAGACCAGCAGAUUCCAAUCUGCAGGCAGAACAUAGGGAUACGGCUAAUAUACAAGGAGACUACUUUGGAGCCACAGAACAUGGUAACUCUGCUGUUGUACCUGUAAGUGACCCAAAUUCAAGAAGUUUCGCUACUUAUUUUGAUGCCCCUGAUGGUCAUGUGAAUGUAGAGGAUAGCUCUGAUGCCCCGGACUAUGCAAUGUGCUGCUCUUGUUGUUGGAAAUAUGGUGGAAAUUCGGUUGACAUGGCUGCACACUAUACAGAUCUGCCUACUCUACAAGAGGAAAAGGAUUUAAGCACAAGUUCAGAAGAUUCAGCAGAAGUAAAAACGUACAUGGCUCAAAUAAGUCAUUGUUUGAAUACUAGCCAAAAGACAAAAGUCAUGAAUGAGUUAAUGUAUGUUGCUCGCACUGGAUUUGUUAACAGACUGAAAGUCACUCUAAAUGUGAUUAAAACGUGCUUGGAUAGCCAAUCUGCCAACCAGUUCCUGUUGCACGACUGUACAGGGGAGUUAAGUGAAACUCCACUUCAUGUUGCUCUUAUCUACAAUCAAACAGAAGCUGCAAAAAUUCUGAUUGAUCACGGAAAAGCCAAUCUGGUCAUGAAACCUUAUACCCACUGUCAUUAUGAAGGAACUACAGCGUUGCACUUUGCUGUUGUCAAUGGAAAUAUAGAAGCCAUUGAUAAAAUGGUGUCAGUACUGAAUGAUGAACAGAGGAGUGAGCUUCUGCAUACUGCAGCUACUGGGACGUUUUUUAAAGAGAAGUUCAAGGCCAGUGAGCUGCCUCUUACUCUCUCAGUGUGGUGUGGUUACAAUGAUCUUUUUGAUAAGUUGAUUCAGUAUGGUGCAAGUCCCUUUCAAACAGAGUCCACCACUGGAAACAAUAUCAUCCACUCCUUGGUUCUGUACUCUGAACAAAAUGCAGAUUUAGCAGUUCAGAUGUACCAUUUUGUGCUGAAUAGCUUCAAAUGUCAUUACCACUGUAAGGGAAUGAGAGAAAUGAGAGGAAACUCAAAUAUGAUGCCAGAGAGAAAGGGGGUUCGCUUCAUGCAACAAACUCUGCUACAGCAAUCAAAUAAGGAUGGUUAUACUCCUUUGGCAUUGGCAGCUAAGUGUGGUUUCCCUGAAAUGUUUCACAGUAUUUUAGGUACUGAAGGUGUGUACAAAUUUACACUGUGGCGAUUCGGUCCUGCAAAAUAUGAGCUGUAUGACAUGACUGAAGUUGAUACCCUGAAAAUAGAGGGUAAUUCCAGUGCUUUCGAGUUACUGAUAUAUGAACAUAAAUCCUUUGAAAGCAAAGGGUCCUUAGAAUGUCUACAGUCUCCCCCUAUCAAAAAGCUGAUAGAUCUCAAAUGGAAGAAUUACAGAGCAAUCCAUUAUACAUGGGCAAUGCUCCACCUUUUGUAUUCUAUCAUUUUCACUCUGUGUGCUGUGUUUAGACCUCUGCAACAACAGGCAUCUAAUAGCAGCUCUUCAUGUGCCUCAAGUACAACAUAUUAUACCAAGAGGAGCCUUGACAGUACUAUGAGUGAUGUCCAAGGGCAGCUUUUUAUGGCAGGUGCUAUAUUUGUAGUUAUCAUGGCAGUGUGUUACUUUGCCUUUGAGUGUGUAGAUGUAGCCUUGUCUCUUAAACUACUUUUUGGGAAGAGAAACUACAAACCCUCCAUGGCAGUCAUUUUCAAGCCAGAUCCCUUUCGUACAGUAUCAUGGUUUAGUUCUCUGUUUACCAUUACUUGGUUUAUUCUUCACAUGCUCCGCCAUGAUUCUGAAGACACUUUUCUUUCACUUGCUGUUGUCUUUACAUGGCAUUUUGGUCUGUUUUUCUUCAAAGCUAAUCAGAGUGCUGGUUUUCUCACUGUAAUGAUCUGGAAAAUGUUAGUUGGUGAUCUCGUUCUUUUUAUGGAAGUUUGCAUCAUUAUGUUACUGGCAUAUGCAACAGGGAUGUAUGUUGUGUACCAAGAGGCAGCUGAAGGUGUCCCUACUGAUAUGUCCUCAUUUGAACGAAGUCUUUUCAAAUUUUAUGAUUUGACCUUUGGUCUUGCAGAAUUCGAUGACACUGACAAGUCGCACUCUCCAGUGAUUGCAAGAUUAUUGUACAUGUUUUUUCUAGCUCUGGUGGUAUUACUCUUGCUGAAUAUGUUGAUAGCAGCUUUUAGUGCCACAUACAGCAAUAUUGACCAGUUGAAAGGAAUAGGUUGGAAAAAGUUGAGAUCAGAAGCCUUGUUAUUGAUGGAGCGAAGGUUGUAUGGACUUCAUGGUAAAAGAAUGGGAAGUGGAUAUGAGAUACAUAACAUUGAAAUAUGUGGAAAGAAGACAUAUCGCUGGUUUUUACCAGUUGAAAAUCUUGACUAUCACACAAUGAGUGGUUCAUCUAAGCCAGAAUAUUAUGAUAUAUGAAACAGUAUUAUUUUUGAAAAAAAUAUUUCAUUUCACUUACUGCCUUGAAAUGAUGAUAAUGACAUAUAUGACCGUAUAUGACUUAGAAACUCAAAAAGUCUAUCUCACUUUAUGUCCUCUAUUGAACAGCUUGCUCAUAGACAACUUUUUUGUCAAGACUUCCUGAUAUUUGCAAAUGAAAUAUUUUAUAUUGUCAUAUUAUAGAAAUCGGCUUGCAGUCUCUGUACUGGUAUGUGUGCUGCAUAUAUACACCUGUUUAUAAUUUUGAAAAUAAGCAGCCCCAUACAUUUCUGAAUUCUAAUUGCCAAAAACAUAUAGCUGUAUUAUAGAUGUCAAUAUGCAUUAAUUAUUAUUAAAUUUACAAUGUUCAUGUCAUUUAUAUUGCCUUUACAACAUUUACAUUCCAACUUUUUACAACAGUCAGCAAUUUUGCUGACACUCAUUUUUUCAUUUUGUAAUAUUUUGAAUGAUCUGAAUGGGGAUUAUAAUAUUAUUGUGUAUUCACAAAUAUAAAGAAAAAAUCCCCUGGUUUUGUCAACUUUAUGUACUUUGUAUGAUCUUUUAUAUUGUUCCUUGAUUUUUCUUUUUUCUUCUUUUGUUUUUGUUUUUUAAUGUAUUAUCGGAAUUAUAUUUUGCCCUUUUUCUUGAUUACAGUUAGGCCCUUUUCACAUUUUACAGUUUAAUUGCUGUAUCACACCAGUUUGACUGGUUCUGUCAUGUUAUUACCCUGUGAGGCUGUGUGUGUGUGUGUGUGUGUGUGUGUGUGUGCGUUUGUGUGUGAGAGAGUUAAUCCACUUUAAGAAGCCUCAAUGUACUACCAAUAAAAAUUAAUCUGGUUAACUGGCCACGUUCCCUAUUUGUCAAUAUACGUAAUAACCAGUCUAAUUAUUUUUUCCAAAAGAAUUAGUCUGCUGGAUCCUUUAAUAACAGUGACCAUCCUGAUUUAUUACAGCAUUUUACAUACAUAGAUUAUAAGUCAUACUUUUACAUACUGCAAAAUUGUGAUAAUUUAAA